CACGCUGCUCUGAGAAUCUUUCCACUACGUCAGCUCGUCCCGUCCGCUGUGAAGAUGUCUGCGACGGGUUCAGGCGGCUGCGGACCCGGACCGGGACCAUCCCCGGGCUCCGGCUCCGGGGCCUCCAACCCCAGAAAGUUCAGCGAGAAGAUAGCGCUGCACACCCAGAGGCAGGCGGAGGAGACAGCCGCCUUCCAGGAGGUCAUGAUGGACAUCACCUCCACCAGGCUCCAGGCCCAGAAGCUCCGGCUCGCCAGGAGUCAGGGUCCGUACUACGGCGGCUCGCUGCCAACGUCAACCAGCAUCGGCAGGAACCCUCAGGACUUCCAGGGCUUCUUCCCUUCGGCUCUCGAAUCCAACCGGUCGACUCGGCAUCACGGUCUGGUAGAGCGAGUCCAGAGGGAUCGCCGCUUCAUCUCACCGGUCCGACCGUACCGCAACCGACAAAUGGACAACUCUCCCUAUAACUCCGCCUACCUGUCUCCGCCCCCCGGCCCCAGCUGGAGAAGGAAUUGGUCCGGAAACUUCCCCGGGGAUAAAAGCCAGUUGUUUCGUCUCCCUACCACUGCACUCAACAGGACAAACUCUGACUCGGCCCUCCACACCAGUGUGAUGAAUCCUCCCACAGGAGACCCCUUCACCACGGGAGGACCAACCCUCGCCCCCCAGAGCUCCAGACGCACCGGUCAGAGCGACGGAGAGGGAAGAAGAAUGUUUCCGUACCCGGUUCCUCCCAUCGAAGAGAACGUUCUGGAUGAGGGGAAACUUCUCAAACCCUGGGACACCAAGAAGCUGCCUCUGUUGUCGUCCAGACCAAAGUCCUGUGAAGUUCCUGGCAUCAAUAUCUUUACGUCUCCGGAGCAGCCGUCCGCUCCGACUCACGGCGUUCCUUCAGCUCUCAACACCGGCGGCUCGCUGCCGGACCUGUCCAGCCUCCACUUCCCCUCUCCGCUGCCGACGCCGCUGGACCAGGAUGAGCCCGGCUACCCAGGAUCCUCGUCUCUUAGCGGGGGCAGCAGCACAGGGAACCUGGCCUCCACGCUCACCCAGCUGGGCAUCAACGCGGCCAACGCUGGAGGAAACGGCAGCCUCCACCAUCACCACACACACGGUCUCCUUGCGUCUCUACAGAGCACGCUCAGUAACCCCUCCCUGCAGUCGUCGCUAAGCAACCCCAACAUCCAGUCGUCGCUCAGCAGCCACUCCUUUUCCAACUCUCUGAGCUCCGCCUCCCUGCACUCGUCGCUCAGCAACCCGUCGCUGCAGUCGUCCCUCGGCUCCUCCCCGUCCCUGCCGUCCUCCCUCAGCAGCCAAUCGUUGCACUCGUCCCUCAGCAACUCAUCCCUCCAGUCGGCGUCCAGCGGCAACCCGAGCUACAGCAGCAGCGGCGGGGGCGUAGGUGGAUCCGGCUCAUGCUCCUCCUCCUCUUACUCGCCGCUGCUGAGCGGACAGGGGCAGCCGUCGCUCAGCACGUCGCCGCGGAGACGGGCCCAGCUCUCCCCGCUCAUCCUGCCCAUGGGAGGAGAGUCAAGGAGGCAUCACUCCAAGCAGUUCUCCCCCACCAUCUCCCCCACCUUGUCCUCCAUCACACAGGGCGUCCCACUGGACACCAGCAAGCUGCCUCUGGACCAGAGGCUGCCUCCGUACCCGCUGAGCCAGUCCCACCAGCACCAGCACCAGCACCAACACCAGCACCAGCACCAGCCUCUCCAAGGUCUCCCCGGCUCCCAGCAGCCCGGCCAGCAGCCAAACCCUCUGAUGGGCCAGCACCACCUGCAGCAGCUGCAUCGCCUCCAGCAGCCGCGGCCCAACGCCCAGCAGCAGCAACAGCAGCAGCAGCAGCAGCAGCAGCAGCAGCAGCAGCAGCAGCAGCAGCAACAACAGCAGCAGCAGCUCCACCUGCAGAACCUUCGCAACACACACAACCAGCACAUGCAGCAGCAGCACUUUGCAACGCAGCAGCGGUCGUUGGGACAGCAGCUGAACACGACCAACUCUCCGCUCAUAAAGAACGAGGGUGCGUUGGACCAGUGCAUCCAGAGCUCUUCCUCCUCCUCCUCUUCCUCUCAGUGUCAGGUCAAACAGGAAACGGAGCAGCAGGCGGAGCAGCAGAGAGCCGGAGGUCUUCCUCAGCUGCAGCAGAUCAGCCACAGCUUGGCCACAGACCUCUACAACGACGCUUUGUUCAACUCUCUGCUGGAUGAUCCGUACCUGAGUCUGCAGCUGUCCGGAAAAUCCAACCAGCAGUUCACAGCAGAGAACCAGUCUGACGGUUUCUCCCUGAACCACGGCGGUCUGAGCUGCGGGGGCCACGAUAAGAACCCGUUCCCCUCCAACACGCAGGGGAACCUGGAGCUGCAGGACCACGGAGACCAGCAGCUGCUCAACAACCAGAACCAGAACUACAGCGGAGGAGACGGACGACACAACGUUCCCAACAUCAUCCUCACUGGUGACUCACCACCAGGCCUGUCUAAGGAGAUCGCCAGCGCUCUGUCUCACGUCCCCGGCUUUGAGAUGGAUCCUUUCUCUCUGGACGAUCCGCUCAGGAUGGAUCCGCUGGCUCUGGACAUGCUGGACGGCGACCUGAUGCUCGCCGACCCGGCAGUGGAGGACUCCUUCCGUUCCGACCGGCUGAAGUGACCCCACCAUCGCCAUCACCCCCCGCCCAACAAAUUCGGGAAUCUCUUCACGAUGGCGACGAUGAAGUCUUGAAGAGGAAGGAGCUGAUGUUUCUGUCGGAAGGAGAGAGAGAGAGAACGGGGCGCAGGCUUUUUCAUCGAAGGCACUUAACUGAAAAAAAUUGCUCUCACAAUGCUUGAAGUCAAGAAAGAAAGAAAAAAAAAAAACCCAAGAUGCUUCUCUUCUUUUAGGCAUUAGCUUGUACGAGUCGU
Scomber japonicus (chub mackerel) is the source of this 2894-nucleotide messenger RNA. Its product is annotated as CREB-regulated transcription coactivator 2. The record is from RefSeq and is a predicted model, not a curated record. Lineage: Eukaryota; Metazoa; Chordata; Actinopteri; Scombriformes; Scombridae. Gene Ontology annotation, molecular function: cAMP response element binding protein binding. Gene Ontology annotation, cellular component: cytoplasm; nucleus. Gene Ontology annotation, biological process: protein homotetramerization; positive regulation of transcription by RNA polymerase II.